UGGAAGAUGAGGUCGACCCUCGAUGCCGCGUCGCGACGCCUCAUCACCCGGGGCGUCGUCCUCGCGAUAUGCACCGGACUAGCGGUGUCGACGGAGACCUCGACCCCGGCUGCGGUGAACAGAGGAGCUGCCAGGCAGAUGUACGGCAGCGGAAGUUUGCGUCAGACCGGAAGCGCUCCCAUCCUCCUGGGCACGACGUCGAGUCCCUCUCUCAAGAGCAAGGACCAGCAGGAGGGCAAGAACGACCUGCGCCACGAGGACAAGCCUGGAGAACAGGACCCUGAAGAUGAAGGACACCUGUACGAGGGCCACGGGGGGUAUGGAUAUGGUGGGUCGGGAAGGACCUACCAGAACUCCAAGCCCCACUCGCAACUGCCCCCAGGACUCUAUGGGAACGCCAGGAUCCCGAUGCCCAUGCCUCCGGAGUUCGACUCGCCGGAUGACGUACCCAGCUUCAGGAAUGGAGCUCCUGUCAGUGGAAUGAGGAUCCCCACAAAUAAUGGCGGACUCUAUGGCCAAGGACGAGGAAACGGUGGCUUGGCCGAUCGAGGCAGGGGCAGAGGUGGACAUUAUGGGGCCUUCGAGGCUGGAGAAUACGAUCCAGGAUUCGCGAGCAAGGAGCGCAGCAGGGUAAGGAACAACCUGCCACGAGGACACGGCGUGGGUCAGGUCGGAGAGCCGGAGGAUCAAUUUGCUCCAGAUCGCAAGACUCUCAUUCAGGAGCUGGACGACGAGAGCGAGGCCAGGGACGAGUCCUCCACGGCUCCCUGUGGGUGGACCUGCUUCAAGGAUCAAUUUCUCUGCGUCAGCACCUGCACCUGCACGAAUCUGAACUACCGCUGCGAUGGACAGGCCGACUGCGACGGGGCGGAGGACGAGGCGGAUUGCGAGGAGAUCCUUGAAUCCAGGAACUCGAAUGGGACCUGCGUGGGUGCCAGGAACGUCCGAUGUCCUGAAUCCGGUCGAUGCAUCUACAAGAAGUGGCUCUGCGACGGCGAGGACGACUGCGGGGACUUCUCCGACGAGGCGCACUGCGAAUCCCGGGUCAACUGCACCAAGGACCAAUUCGAGUGCAGGAACGGACUCUGCGUGGAAUUGUCCUGGCAAUGCGACGGCGAGAACGACUGCAAGGACUUCUCCGACGAGGAGAACUGCGGAGCGAAAAAGAAGUGCAACCAGGACGAGUUCAAGUGCUCCGACGGGAGCUGCAUCCCCAUGAAGUGGAGAUGCGACGACGACGAGGACUGCCUCGACGGGUCCGACGAGCACGAGUGCCAGAUGUUAAAGCUCCGCUGCAAGGAAGGCUACUUCGAGUGCGCUUACCCCAAGUGCAUGCUGCUGACGUUUAAGUGCGACGGAGAGGACGACUGCGGCGACGGGAGCGACGAGGAAAAUUGUCCUGCCGUCACCGGAAGAAGCUGCAACGCCAACGAAUUCCAAUGCGCCAGUGGGAAGUGCAUCAGCAGGAAGUGGCUGUGCGACGAGCAGAUCGACUGCAAGGGCGGCGACGACGAGGCCAUGUGCGACCACCCCAAGCCCAGGGAAUGCUCUCCCCAGGACGAGUUCGCCUGCUCCACUGGAACCUGCGUCCCCCGACUCUGGGUCUGCGACGGGGUUCCCGACUGCUCCAAAGGCGAGGACGAGCAGAACUGCGCAGUCACCUGCGAAGCCACUCAGUACCUCUGCAAGGUGUCUUACGGUACUAACGACACCACCCCUGCAAGUCCCCUGCACGGUGGACCCCACAAUUACCACCAUUACUGCAUCGGCGCGAAACGAGUCUGCGACGGCGUCCUGGACUGCCUCGAAGGAGACGACGAGCUGAACUGCCCGAAAAAGCGGACCUGCACCGCGGAGGACAAGUGCGCCCAGCAGUGCAUCUUGACUUCUGAUAACAGGAAGUCCUGCGCCUGUGAGCCAGGAUUCAUCCUGGGCACUGACAACGCGACUUGCCACGACGUGAACGAGUGCGAAUUCGAGAAGGAUCCAGUGUGCAGUCAGUACUGCAAUAACACUCUGGGGUCCUUCGUCUGCGAAUGCAUGAAAGGAUACGUGCUGAGGCCGGACCUGAGGACCUGCAAGGCACUGGGAGAUAACCCCACCUUGCUGUUCGCCAACCGAGUGGACAUUCGACAGGUGAGCCUGACGAACUCGAAGUACACGUCCAUCCUGAAGGGCCUCCACAAUGCGAUCGCUCUGGACUAUCAUUACAAACGAGGGACGAUAUACUGGUCGGACGUGUCGAUGGACGUCAUCAGGAAGGUCUUCGUCAACGGGACCGAGGCGGAAGACGUCAUCCACUGGGGGUUGGUGAGUCCCGGGGGAAUCGCCGUCGAUUGGAUCCACAACCUGCUCUUCUGGACGGAUUCUGGAACGAGAAGAGUAGAGGUGAUCACCCUGGACUCGAAAUUGAGGCACGUCCUGAUAUCCAGCGACCUGGACAAGCCCAGAGGCAUCGCCGUGCACCCUAAUUACGGCUACGUGUACUGGACCGACUGGGGUCCAAAUCCGAAGAUCCAGCGAGCCGAUAUGGACGGCUCCGGUCGAGUUUCGCUGAUAACGGAGUCGAUCCUCUGGCCGAACGGCUUGACCAUCGACUACACGACCGACAGGAUCUUCUGGACGGAUGCGAAGCACCGGGUCAUCGAAUCGGCGCACCUGGACGGAACGGACAGAAAUAGGGUGAUAAACAAGGGGAUGCACCACCCGUUCGCCAUAACCGUCUUCGAGGACUCGAUAUUCUGGACCGACUGGCACCUGAAGAGCAUCUUCUCCGCCAAUAAGGGGACGGGUCGAAGCUUCAAGACCAUCCGCUCGGGUUUGCACUUCCCGAUGGACCUGCACAGCUACCACCCCCAGCGUCAGCCGGACUACCCUAACCAUUGCGGCGACAACAAUGGGAAAUGCUCUCACAUGUGUCUGCCGAAUAACACCGGGUACAGCUGCGUUUGCCCGGUGGGCUUGAAGAUCAAGAAAGACGGGAAGAACUGCGUGACGACGCCGGACAACCUGCUGCUCUUCGCCCGGAAGAAGGACCUGAGGCUGAUGCCCAUCGACCAGUCGACCCGGGUCUUCGACACGGUGAUUCCGGUAGACCUGAUCGGGAGUGCCGUGGCACUGACCUGGGACUCCGACGAGGACAGGAUUUACUGGACGGACGUCGAGACGAAGACAAUCAGCAGGGCGUACCUGAACGGGACCAACCAGAGCGCCAUUAUCAGCCACAAUCUGGACGUCCCAGCGGGCUUGGCGAUGGACUGGGUAACCAGGAAGCUGUACUGGACCGACGCCGGAACCAAUCGCAUCGAGUGCUCCAAUUUAGACGGCUCCAUGCGAACUCUUCUGGUGUACCGGGGACUGGACAAACCGAGGGACGUUGCCGUGGAUCCUAGUGCCGGGUACAUGUUCUGGAGCGACUGCGGGGCGAAGCCUAAAAUUGAGAGGGCAGGGAUGGACGGGAGGCAGCGCGAGGUCCUCCUCGAGGACAACCUGAAGUGGCCCAGUGGGCUGGCUAUCGACUUCGAGAAGAAGAGGCUCUACUGGGCCGAUGGUGGCACCAGAAGAAUAGAACACAGUAAUUUCAAUGGCGGAGACAGGACCUCUUUGAUACCGUCCGACCUGCAGCAUCCUUUCGGCCUGGUGAUCCACAAGAACAAGGUCUACUGGACCGACUGGGUGACUCUGAGCAUCCAUCAGGCGGAUAAAACCACCGGACAGAAUCCAACGGUCCUGCGGUCUGGAAUCUCCGGUCUCAUGGACGUCAGGGUCUUCCACAGGGGUCGGCAGCGUUUCCGCAACCCCUGCGGCCGGAACAACGGAAAUUGCUCGCACCUUUGCGUAGUUGCGCCGGCACCUCGUCGAUUCGCGUGCGCCUGUCCUACCGGACUGGUCCUCGGGGCUGACGGGAAGACGUGUCCGGAUCUGCCGUCGAAGUACCUGGUGGCGGCGCAUCGCGUGGACAUCAGGGUCAUCUCUCUCGACGUGAACUACACGGUGGACGUGGUGCUGCCAGUCUCGUACCUGAAGAACGCGAGUGGGGCAGACGUCAAUCGAAGGACCGGGGACAUCUUCUGGACGGACCCUGGCCACGACGUGAUAAUGAAGACCAGCCUGGAUGGGAAGACCGUGGAGACGGUCAUCGACAACGGCCUCGUGACCGCCGACAGCCUGGUGGUGGACUCCAUCGGUAGAAAGCUGUACUGGACGGACGCUGGGCUGAACAGCGUGGAAGUCAGCGAACUCGACGGGUCCAACCGGAAAGUCCUGGUGUGGUCGGGUUUAGAUAAUCCUCGGGCCAUUGCUCUACAUUACCCUGCUGGGCUGAUGUUCUGGUCGGACUGGGGCCACAAUGCACGCAUAGAAAGAGCCAACAUGGACGGGCAGUUCCGGACCACCAUCGUCGCAGAGAACCUGGUAUGGCCGAACGGACUGUCGGUCGACCUCGAAGAGAACCUCGUCUACUGGAACGACGCCAAACGGAGGGUGAUAGAGUUCGCGGACCUGAACGGGGAGCACCGGAAAACGGUGAUGCAGGACGUGGAGCAUCCCUACGGACUGGCGAUCAUGGACAACUUCGUCUACUACAGCGACUGGAAGGCCAAAGCCAUUGUUCGCGCCGAAAAGAAAUCGGGAGCCAACAGGACCGUCCUGGUGAACAAACUGGAGGGCACGAUGGACAUCAGGGCCGUCAGCUUCCUGGAUGUGAACAUGGCGGAGGAUGCCUGCGGCAAGGACAACGGGGGGUGCUCUCACCUGUGCCUGAGGAACCCAACGGGCUACACCUGCGCCUGCCCCACAGGGAUCCUGAUCAACGAGGACGGGAAGACCUGCAACUCGAUUCCCCAGAAUUUCCUGCUCUUCGUGACCAAGCGGGCCCUCGUCAGGAUGUCCUUCGACACCCCUGAGAUCUGGAACGUGGCCUUGCCGCUGAAGGGAAUCCACGACGCCCUCUCCGUGGAUUUCCACUGGCAGAAGAGGUUGAUCUUGAUCACGGACGUCCGUCUCAGGGUCAUCCGGGCCGUCAACAUGGACGACUUCUCCACCUGGAGGACCAUUGUCACGGGGUCCAACGUCUCGGCACCCUUCAGGGUUGCCGUGGACUGGGUGGCCGACAACGUGUACUGGACCGACAUGAAGAAUAAGGUGAUCGAGGUCGUCAAGAUCGACGGCAGUUGCAGGAGGAAGCUGGUCGAGGAUCUUCGGGAGCCCAGGUCGCUGGCCUUGUUCCCCAGGCAGGGGUACAUGUACUGGUCCCAGUGGGGCGAACACGCCUCCAUAGAGAGGGCCACUCUGGACGGGGCCAACCGGAAGACCAUCGUCUCCACCGACCUGGCAUUCCCGAACGGACUGACCAUCGACCACGUCAAUCGGAAGCUGUACUGGGCGGAUGCCCUGAAGAACAGGAUCGAGAUGUCCGACCUCCAUGGCCGGUACAGGGUCCAGCUGGUUCCGGAGGCUGUGAACCCCUUCGGUCUCACCCUGUACGGCGACCACAUCUACUGGGUGGACUGGAUGCAGGAGGUCGUGGAGAGGGCCGACAAGGCGACCGGGAAGAACCGCAGCAAGAUGAGGACCGCCAUGGGCAGCAUGACGGAUAUCAAAGCGAUUUCCGCGGAGAGGCAGACGGGAUGGACCCCGUGCGCCGUGGAGAAUGGAGGCUGCUCUCAUCUCUGCUUCUUCGUCCGGAAGGACUACAAAUGCGCCUGCCCUGACGAGCCCGAUUCGUCGUGCUCAACGGUCCCGAGGAACAGGAUGCCGCUGAGGAAGCCUGGCACCGAGGAAGACCCUGACUAUGACUUGGAAGAGGAGCCGAAACUUCCCGAGGUGGUGACCAGGCCCUCCACGAGGCACGGCGACGACAAGUUCAAGGACUACAAGUUCAACAAGGAGAAGAGCUACAGUCUGAAGACCGUGCUCUUCACCAUAGUCAUCAUGGUCGGCAUUACUCUGGCCAUUGUGGUCAUGAUCAUUUACCUGCUCUGCCAGAGGAAGACCAACCAGAAGAAGCACUUCUGCUCCAGUAGAAGGAACGUCUUGACCUUCUCCAACCCGAACUACAACGCCUCCAGUGGCGAGGUGGGAACCUGUAACCCUCCUCAGGACAGGAAGUGCUUCAUCUGGAGGAGGCUGAAGUACGACAAGUCCCAGGAGAGAGUGUACGAGGAUAACGGACAGACCUCGAGCCCUGAAGUCGUUUCACUGAUACCCCACUCGGCUACCCCGAGCAGCAGCAGGGCACCCUCAGUCACCCCCAGGGAGUCCUCGCCACCUCUGACACAUCUCACGCAUCUCAGUGGUUAACGCAGUAUGAUAAGAAAUUGCGGGACAGAGAUAGGGACGAAAGGAAGACCGAGGGAAAUUUCGUUCAGAGGUGCAGCCACCCUGGGGUGAGUGCGCCUCCAAAAGGGAAAGGGUAAAAAAUAUUUUCCCCAUCCUCUUCAGGGCGA
Molecule: messenger RNA, 6446 nt
Organism: Orussus abietinus
Lineage: Eukaryota; Metazoa; Arthropoda; Insecta; Hymenoptera; Orussidae
Gene: Lrp4
Product: low-density lipoprotein receptor-related protein 4
Exons: 25
Coding region: 7-6300 (2097 amino acids)
Molecular function (GO): protein binding; calcium ion binding
Source: RefSeq, a predicted model, not a curated record